Molecule: messenger RNA, 907 nt
Organism: Pantherophis guttatus
Lineage: Eukaryota; Metazoa; Chordata; Lepidosauria; Squamata; Colubridae
Product: progonadoliberin-2
Biological process (GO): multicellular organism development
Cellular component (GO): extracellular region
Molecular function (GO): hormone activity
Source: RefSeq, a predicted model, not a curated record
CCUUCCGAGGUGGGUAAAAUGAGGACCCAGAUUGUUGGAAGGGCAAGAGGCUGACUCUGUAAACCGCUUAGAGAGGUCUGGAAAGCACCGUGAAGUGGCGUAUAAGUCUAAGAGCUUUUUGCUAUUGUCCCAUCCAAAUUUCCCCCACAGCCAAUCUUGCUUAGCUUGCAAAACUUAAUCUAGGCUACUUGCCGGCUGAGACCAACUGAUGCUAAAUAUUUUAUAAGGCUUUUUCAUUAAGUCUUUGCAAGAUCAAGAGAAGUCAAAAGACAGACUGCUGAAAAAGUCCCGGCAUUGCACAACCUCAGCAAAGCAUCCUAGAGACUCAAAAGACCUUCCACGGAGUUUUAAGAUGCAGCUAACGUCAAAUUGGGUGACCAAUGACUUGCCCGGCACACGGGAAGGGACUAUAAGUAUCCACAGCGGAGGGUGUGAGCAUCAGUCAGAUCUCCGGGACGAAGGAGGAGGACUUAAGAAUCCAUCGGAGAUUCCGCAGAGAUAGCGGGGUUGAAGACCACAUCAUGGUGUACGAAAGAUCUCUCUUGGUCUUCCUCUGCAUCGUUUUUUCUAUCGGCGUGCAACUGACAAGAACUCAGCACUGGUCCCACGGCUGGUAUCCUGGAGGGAAGCGAGACGUUGCGUUCCCUGGAAACCUUGAGGACUCUGAAGAAGGCAAACUUUGUGAUGGAGGAGGCUGCCCAUAUCCAGAAGUCCCAAGCGAUAAAGUGAUGAAGCACUUACUGGCUGGCAUCCUGACUGGACAAUUUCAGAAAAAGAAAUGAAGGGGAAAAAAAAAGGAAAAGAAAAAAAGAACCCCUUUCUUGAGGAAGACGGGCAGCCUAGAAACAUGAAAUAUAUAUAUAUAUAAAUGAAAUAUAAAUAAACAAACAAAUAAUGGUUUGUGUGC